AUGGAAAGUACGCAAAUGGAAGCACCGAACGUCACGGAAACGUUGCAAGUGGAAACAUUGCAAGUCACGGAAACGGAAAUUUCGCAAGUGGAGGCAUCAGAAGUCAUGGAAUCGGGAUCAACGCAAAUGGAAACAUCGGAAGCAUCUCAAAAUCCCAUCGCUCAGAAUAAUAUUGCAGAAAUAUGUGCGUUUAAAAUCGAGAAACCUCGCAUGCCUAAAUUCACUGGAGAUAUUAGAGAAUAUGCAAUAUUCAAAUCAGAUUUUAAACAUCUUAUCGGAACAAAAUACAGCAACCGAGAUGCAAUUACACUUUUACGUACUGCGCUUACUGGAAAACCGUUAGAAAUGAUUAAAUUAGGCAUCGGAUCAGAUUACACUGCUGCCUGGGACUAUUUGGACUCUGUGUAUGGGGACCCUCAAUUUGUGAGUGACACAAUAGCCCAAGAUAUUGCGCGAUUCAAACCGUUGAAGAGUGAAGAAGAUCAUCGUUUCUGCGAGUUGGUGCAUUUGGUGCGAAGAAGUUUCAAUACCUUGAAAGAAGUUGACCGUCCUCAUGAUAUGGACAAUAAUCACAUGCUAGCGAUUAUUGAGCAGAGAAUGUGUGGUGAAGACCGAAAGACAUGGGCACGCCAUCUCGAGAAAGAGAAAAUCCAACCAAAGUUAUCAGAUUUAAUGGAUUGGAUGAAUGGAGAAAUGAAGUCCAGAAUGCGAGCAGCUGCACUGUAA
Messenger RNA from Paramuricea clavata, 726 nucleotides. NCBI's taxonomy places the organism in Eukaryota, Metazoa, Cnidaria, Anthozoa, Malacalcyonacea, Plexauridae. The record is from the annotation of a GenBank genome assembly.